AUGGACGAUGAUGAGAAGGAAAGAAGGAACCUUCUACGCCGGCUCCUGCAGAGACACCUGAAGGAGACCGCCAAACGGCGCGCUAAAUUUCGGGACAAAUACUUCGAGUGGAACAACAGGGAACGUGUCAGUGAUGCUCUAUUGGACGACCUUCAGAAUGAUCCAACAUCGCCCUUUUGGCACGAUCCAUCCCACGUUGUCCUCGCGCUAGAUACGCGCAACGCCACUGAUGUCAACGAGAGCAUGAACACGGAACCUCAAGCCCAAGCCCGACAUGAGCGAGUUCGACUGGUCAAAGUUAUCAGAGGGAAGAGGGGACGAGGAGUCGAUGACACUGCCUGUGCACUUCAGGAACAGCAUGACCACGAAUUAGGGGUGGAUGAUUUUGGUUUGGCAAAAAGAGCUGAAUGA
This is a messenger RNA of Coprinopsis cinerea okayama7#130, 411 nucleotides long. RefSeq lists its product as hypothetical. The record is from RefSeq and is a predicted model, not a curated record. NCBI's taxonomy places the organism in Eukaryota, Fungi, Basidiomycota, Agaricomycetes, Agaricales, Psathyrellaceae. The coding region runs from base 1 to 411 and encodes 136 amino acids. The transcript is spliced from 2 exons.